Tinamus guttatus (white-throated tinamou) is the source of this 870-nucleotide messenger RNA. Lineage: Eukaryota; Metazoa; Chordata; Aves; Tinamiformes; Tinamidae. The record is from RefSeq and is a predicted model, not a curated record.
GGAAAGCCACAACCCGAGGUGAUCUGGACCAAGGACGACCAACCCUUAGACACCAAACGCGUCAACAUCCGUAAUGGGGAGAAGGACACAAUCUUUUUCAUCCGUGAGGCCCAGCGCACUGACUCUGGCAAAUACCAACUCACCAUCCGGAUAAAUGGAGCGGAGGACAAAGCCACCUUGGACAUCCAAGUGAUUGAGCCACCAGGUCCCCCCCAGAACCUGAAGUUGGUGGAUGUGUGGGGCUUUAAUGUGGCCUUGGAGUGGGGCCCCCCAGCAGACAAUGGCAACUCCGAGAUCAAGGGCUACCUGGUGCAGAAGUCGGACAAGAAGAGCGGGCAAUGGUUCACGGUGCUGGAGCGCUGCACUCGCACCAGCUGCACCAUCUCUGACCUCAUCAUAGGCAACACCUACUCCUUCCGAGUGUUCACGGAGAAUGCCUGCGGGAUGAGUGAGAAAGCAGCCGUCACCCCCAAGCCAGCCCACAUCCAAAAGACAAAAACUGUCUACCAGCCUGAGAAGAUCCGUCAACGGGACAUGCUGGAGCCUCCAAAGUUCACCCAGCCGCUGACAGACCGAACCACCACGCGGGGCUACAGCACACACCUCUUCUGCUCUGUGCGGGGCUUCCCCAAGCCCAAAAUCAUCUGGAUGAAAAAUCAGAUGGAAAUACGGGAAGACCCCAAGUACAUAGCGAUGAUGGCGCAGGGCGUCUGCUCCCUGGAAAUCCGCAAGGCCAGCCCUUUCGAUGGGGGUGUCUACACCUGCAAAGCUGUGAACCCCUUGGGAGAAGCCUCAGUAGACUGCAAACUUGAUGUGAAAGCAUUCUUUGCUCUUGAAAUCCCCUUCCUCUCCUUUAUGACCCAGAAGUAG